Molecule: messenger RNA, 4209 nt
Organism: Astyanax mexicanus (Mexican tetra)
Lineage: Eukaryota; Metazoa; Chordata; Actinopteri; Characiformes; Acestrorhamphidae
Exons: 5
Coding region: 76-1350 (424 amino acids)
Source: RefSeq, a predicted model, not a curated record
CGAAAGAAAAACAAGAAAAUAAUGUUUCUGAGCUCAUCCUCAGGCUAACAGCAGACUGAGAUUCAUCUCUUAGGUAUGGAGUCUGCAGAUCUGCUGCUGCUUUUCCUGCUGCCUCUGGCCUCUGUUGAUACAGAUACUUUAUCUGGGAAAACUCUGUUUUUCCCGCAAGAAUCGGCGAACUCCUUUGUGAUGCUCAUUCCCCUGAAGCCUCUCAGUUUGGAUGCUUUUACUCUGUGCAUGCGUCUCUCUGUGGAUCCAGAUGUGGCGAACCAAGCGAGACGGGAAACCAUCCUCUUCGCUUAUCGAACCCAAAACGCUGAUGAACUGAAUGUGUGGCAGGAAAAAGGCAAAAUCAGCUUCUACUUGAGCAGCAGCGGCGACGCUGCCUCGUAUUCCAUCCCUCUUCUGUCCGUUUUCCGUACAAACCUGUGUCUCACCUGGGAGUCCAGCACCGGUCUGACUGCUUUCUGGGUGGACGGGAAGCGCAGCACCUUACAGGUGUAUAAACAGGGUCAUCGGGUCCAGGCCAAGGGCUUGGUGGUGCUGGGACAGGACCCUGACUCUAUCGUGGGUGGUUUUGAUAUAAAUCAGAGUUUUGUGGGUGAAAUUACUGAUGUGAACAUGUGGGAUUCAGUUCUUACAGGCAGUCAGAUUAGACAGCUCAGUGAAAACGAGUGGACAGGACCAACCGCUAACGUUCUGAACUGGAACACUAUGCAGUACGAUUUUAGGUUGGGUCUGAGCGGUAAGGUGCUGCUGUUCCCGUACGAGACGGACUUCAGUUUCGUGAAGCUCACGCCGCAGAAGCCGCUGGGUCUCUCUGCCUUCACGCUGUGCAUGCGGGUGGCGACGGAGCUGGAGGGCGAGCGGCAGGUCAUCCUGUUCGCCUACCGAACGCCCGACUACGACGAGCUGAACGUGUGGCGCGAGAAAGACGGCCGGGUCUCCUUCUACCUGAGUGGCGACGGCGCCUUCUUCAAUCUGCCGCCGCUCUCCACCUUCCGCACGCACCUGUGCCUCACCUGGGCGUCGCGCACCGGCCUCUCCGCCUUCUGGGUGGACGGGCGGCGCAGCGCCCUGCAGGUCUACAAACCGGGACACAGCAUCCGCGACCGCGGCACCGCCCUGCUGGGGCAGGACCCUGACAAACACCUGGGCGACUUCGAGGCGACGCAGAGCUUCGCGGGUGAAAUCACCGACCUCAACAUGUGGGACUACGUCCUGUCCGGCAACCAGAUCAAAGCCCUGUACUUCAACCAUCGGCAGCGUCUCCCCCGCGGAAACGUCUUCGACUGGAGCUCCAUCCAGUACGAAGUGCACGGGAACGUGCUGGUGGUGCAGGACGACUGACUACACCCGGUGGAGCUGCUGGACACACACUCGCACUCGCACACACACUCAAACACACACUCAAACACACACUCACACUCGCACACUAGUUCAUACACAGGUUCACACUGUGGGACUGCGGUUCUAAUACUUUCUCUCCUGAUCUCAGAUAUUUACUACUAAUAUUUCCUAAUUUACAAAUCAGUCAAUCAACCUUUAUUUUCACUCUGUAAUUCAUUGAGGACAACCCUAAUUUUAAAGGGAACUUAAAGGGACUAAAAUCAAUCAAUUAAUAAAAUAAUCAAUAACAAAUUAAAUCAAUGUUUUAAUCAGGUAACGCUAAAAUAAAACUUCAUAAAUAAAACCUGAACACUACACUGAAAGAAAGCAGCUGAGUGAUGCACUCUAAAGAGGGGAUUCCCGUUAGUGAUGACUCUCCACAAGUCAUUUUUUGAGUCCAUUUCAUACAUUAUGUCUUUUGUCCUCACUGGAACAUAAUUCAUGUCUAAAAAGGUUAAUUGGCUUUAAAGUGUUUAAAGUGUCUAAACUGUUGAAGCCUUAGCUUGGUAAAGUGAUCAAUACUCACUUUCAACACUGAAAUAGAGCAUAAAUAGAAAUAGAGUGAUGCACUCUAGAGAGGGGAUUCCUGUUAGUGAUGCUAAAAAUGUUUACUCCCCUAUUUUCCCCACAAGUUAUUAAUUAAUAUGUUAAUACUGAAGUUCAGAGCUAAAUAUAACAAACAAACAAACAAAGUAUAAUUUCUUAAUUAUUAUAAAAUACAAAAAAAAAAUACAUUCAUAUUUUUGGAUAGUUUAUUGUUGAAUUUUCUGUACUUAUAAGAAUAAUUUGAUAAUCAGAAUGGAUUUAUGUUGUCUGAGUUGAUAAGAUUUGUAAAGAUUUUUUCUGAAGUGUAAAUGUAAUUAAUUUAAUAACUGAUUACAUUCUGGUGUAAUAUACUGUAUAUAUAGACACACACUAGUUCAUACACAGGUUCACACUGUGGAACUGUGGUUCUAAUAUUUUCUCUCCUGAUCUCAAAUAUUUAAUGUGUUUAUUAUGUCGAAUCUGUCUAAACUGUACAAAAUGAAAUCUUAGCAAAUAAAGUCAUCUAAACUGAAGUCAAAAAAUAAUAUUUUCUAAUGUAUAAAUCAAUCAAUAAACCUUUAUUUUUUCCCUCGGGAAUACAUUGAGGUCAAUCCUCAUUUUAAAGGGAAGUUAAAGGGAUUCAAUAAAAAAUUAAAUCAAAUAUUUCAUCAGUUUAUGCUUAAAUAAGGAAUUUCGUAAACAAAACACUAAGCACUACCUGAAAGAGAGCAGCUGGGUGAUGCACUCUAGAGAGGGUUAUCCCGUUAGUGACGCUAAAAGUGUUUAAUGUACCUAAACUGCAGAAAAUGUAAUCUAAGCAAGUAAAGUCACCUAAACUGCGGUCUAAAAAACUAAUAUUUUCUAGUUUAUAAAUGAAUCAAUUAGUCAACCUUUAUUUUCACUUUGGAAUACAUUAGGGACAACCCUAAUUUUAUAGAGAACUUAAAUGGAUUCAAUAAAAUCAGUUUACGCUAAAAAAAGAAACUUCAUAAACAAAACACUGAGCACUACCAGAAAGAGGGCGGCUGAGUAAUGCACUCUAAAGAGGGAUAUCUGGUUAGUGAUGGUAAAAGUGUUAUUAAAUGUUUUUAAUUUUACAACUUACUACUGUAUUAAUUAGUAUGUUAAUACUGAAGAUUACAGCUAAGUAUAAAACAAAAACAUAUAUCACUGUAUUAUUUUAAAAUAAUACAUUUGCAUUAUUAUGUUUUGAUAAUUUAGUUAUUCUGUAUUCUGUAUUAUUUUUUAAUUACUGUAAUAUACUCUAUAUAUAGACAUACACUCGCACACACACUCACACAAUACUUCAUACACAGGUUCACACUGUGGGACUGCGGUUCUAAAAGUUUCUCUUCUGAUCUCAAAUAUUUAAUGUGUCUAUUGUGCCAAACUGUAGAAAAUUAAAUCUUAGCAAGUAAAGUCAUCUAAACUGUAGUCUAAAAAAACACAAAUAUUUCGAAUUUUUUAUCAAUCAAUCAACCUUUAUUUUCACUUAGUAAUUAACUAAGUGUAAACCAAUUUUUUUAGUGCAGCCAAGAACUUACAAUUUAAACAGAUAAAAAAAAUCAAUUAAAAUUAAAAUAAAGUAUUAAAUUAGGUUACGCUAAAAUAAGGAACUUCGUAAACAAAACACUGAGCACUACCUGAAAGAGAGCAGCUAAGUGAUGCACUCUAGAGAGAGAUAUCCGGUUACUGAUGCUAAAAGUGUUUACUCCUCUGCUUACCCCAUAUUACUUUUACACCUGUAUUAAUGAAUAUGUUAAUACUGAAGAUAAGAGCUCAAUAUAAAACAAAUGGUAACUUUAAUAUUACCUCACAAUAAUAAAACAGCUGGAUUAUUAUAUAUAAAGUAUUUAGUGUUGAUUAAUACUAAGUGGAUUUCCUGUUUUUUAUUUAUUUUAAUGAUAAGAUUUUUCUACAUUGUAAAUGCAAUUAAUAACCCUACUGACACUGGUGUAUUAAACUGUAUACUUUACUUAAAAACAACCCAAUACAAACAACAUGUUUAUUUAUUGACUUAUUUAACUAGAUGUCUUACAGUUUUAUCUCUGAGGUUAUAGACUGUAUUUUGCAGGAACUCCUGGUAUAGUGUAUUGAUUUGCAUGUAUUGUGGAAUAUAAUAGUAAAUAGUAAAUACUGUAACUAAAUGUUAAUAUAAUUUUAGAUUCUGGUUUGACUUCAAAUGUCCAAUAUAUCUCAGCUUUGUAACUAAAAUGUAUGUAAAAUUGUUGUUUUGGAGUUUUUUUCAUUCCAUUAUGCAGAUCUCUGAUUAAUAAAAUAAUAUAUCUUCUCUCA